This is a messenger RNA of Rhododendron vialii, 2523 nucleotides long. RefSeq lists its product as uncharacterized. The transcript has 3 exons. The record is from RefSeq and is a predicted model, not a curated record. Bases 319 to 2523 code for a protein of 734 amino acids. Lineage: Eukaryota; Viridiplantae; Streptophyta; Magnoliopsida; Ericales; Ericaceae. Gene Ontology annotation, molecular function: protein dimerization activity.
GGUCUUUCUCUUCGUCUCUCCUCUCUCUUUCUUUCUUCAUCCGUCUCUCCUCUCUCUCUCUCUCUCUGUAUAUAUGAAUGUAUAUAUGCAUGUGUACUGUAUGUGUAUAUAUGUUGCCAAGAACUGCAUGGAGUUCAACUAUCAGAUUCUCCUCCUGUUGCUUGCAUUUUACAAUAAACAAAAUGGUACUUUUGAAAAAACCCUUUUGCUUGAGUGUCAAAAAUACCCAAAUCAGCGAACAAAAUUGUCAUUCCAACAUCCACGCGUUUGUACUGAUUUUUUUUUUAUAGGCAAUAUUUGUACCGAAUCUCUGAUUGAAUGCACUGUGAUUAUUUCAUAAUUCAUAGGGAGAUGAGUUCAAUGAGCAGUAUGGGUUCGAGUUCAACUAGUGGUACUAGUACACCUGUUGAUCACGAUGAGAAUGCUCCCCUAUGGGAUUAUGUGACUAAAUUAAUUAAAAGGGGUGAAGGGGGUAACUGUAGGCAUUUCAAGUGCAGUUUAUGUAACAUUGAAUUUCAGGGGUCAUACAUGAGAGUCAAAGCCCAUUUGUUGCUAACUAAAGAUAAAGGAAUUAGAGUGUGCUCUGUUGUGAAGGAGAGGUCUGAACUUCUUGUCGAAAUAAAAAAAGCACAUGAAGAAGCUGAGAAAAGGAAAAUUCUGGCUCAGCCUAAAAACGUUCCUCUACCUCCUCCAUCUACGACAAUUGGGGGUGUUGGGGGUUUUAGAUUGGAGGGUUAUGAUCCAGAGCCUAAGAAAAGAAAGGCAGCGGGGAACUCUCCCUUAGAGAAGGCGAUGACUAUGGGUGCUCGAGAAACUUUGCAUUCUCAUAUUGCUCGUAUGUUUUACUCGGCUGGCUUGCCUUUCCAUUUGGCUAGGAAUCCAUAUUUUAUUGCUGCUUUUCAAUUUGCUGCUGAGAAUAAUAUUCCGGGGUAUGUUCCUCCUGGUUAUAACUUGUUGCGGACUACACUACUUCAAAAGGAAAGGGCACACAUUGCAUUGUUGUUGGAGCCAAUUAAAAAAACAUGGAAUGAGAAGGGCUUAAGUGUUGUUGCCGAUGGAUGGAGUGAUGCACAAAGGAGGCCUCUCAUUAAUUUUAUGGGAGCAUCUGAUGGUGGAGCUGUUUUCAUGAGAGCUGUUAAUUGUGAGGGUGAGACCAAGGACAAGACCUUUAUUGCUAAGCUACUUGGUGAAGCAAUUAAUGAAGUUGGACCUCAGAAUGUGGUUCAAGUAAUAACCGACAAUGCUCCCGUUUGUAGUGCCGCUGGAUCAAUCAUUGAAAGUAUUUAUCCGAAAAUCUUUUGGACACCAUGUGUCGUGCACACACUUAAUCUUGCUCUUAAGAACAUGUGUGCUCCAAAAGAAACUGGAGUUGCUGGCUUUGCAUUUGAUGAAUGCCUUUGGAUUAAACAUGUGAUUGAUGAUGUGAUGUUUGUGAAAAAUUUCAUCAUGAACCAUUCAACGAGAUUGCCCAUAUUCAAUGAAUUUGUGUCCUUGAAGUUGCUUUCCAUUGCCGACACAUGUUUUGCCUCUUCGAUAAUUAUGUUGAAAAGGUUUAAACUUAUUUCUCGCGGCCUCCAAGCGAUGGUGAUAAGUGAGAGGUGGUCUUCCUAUAGAGAAGAUGAUGUUGGGAAAGCAGCAUCAGUGAAGGAGAAAGUGUUAAGUGAUAUUUGGUGGGACAAGAUUAAUUACAUACUCUCUUUCACAUUGCCAAUCUAUGAGAUGCUUAGAUUUUGUGACACCGACAGGCCAUGUCUACACUUGGUAUAUGAAAUGUGGGAUUCAAUGAUUGAAAAGGUGAAGGCAUCCAUUUAUAGGCAUGAAGGCAAACUAGAAAAUGAGGAGUCAACAUUCUAUUAUGUGGUUUACCAAAUUCUAGUUGAGAGGUGGACAAAAAGUAGCACUCCUCUUCAUUGCCUUGCACAUUCAUUGAAUCCAAGGUAUUAUAGUACUACGUGGCUUGUAGGGAAUCGUGUUGCUCCUCACUUGGAUGAAGAAAUUUUGGCAAUGCGAAUGAAGUGCUUUAAGAGAUUUUUUCCGGACCAAGAUGAAAGGAGGGUUGUUAACAUUGAAUAUGCUAAGUUUUCUGGUUGUUUAGAUGGUUUUGGGGAUUCGGACUCAAUGGUUGAUAGAGGAGUGCUAGAGCCAAGAGUUUGGUGGUUGGUGCAUGGAGCUUCCGCACCUAUUCUCCAAUCUUUAGCCUUGAAAUUGCUUAGCCAACCAUGUUCUUCUUCAUGUCGCGAAAGAAAUUGGAGUACCUACUCUUUCAUUCACUCCAUGAGAAGAAAUAAGAUGACACCCCAACGAUGUGAAGAUUUAGUCUUCGUGCACUACAAUAUCCGUCUUCUUUCAAGGAGGCAACCACUUUACACCGAAGGAGAGACUAAGUUGUGGGACAUUUGUGGAGAUGCAUUUGAUUCAAUGGGGGGUGUUGGUAUGCUUGAAGUUGCUGAUCUUUCACUUGAUGAGCCAGAGAUGGAAGCUGUGAUCUUUAGAGAUGAAGUCGAUGAAGUUCAAGAUCCUUAA